AUGACACACUUUUUGGGAAAACACAAAUUAAAAGCGUUCGUGCCUGCGCACCUCACUGAAAUUACUGGAGUCAUAAGAUACGUACCUAAAGACUUAAGCAAUGAAGACAUAUACAAAAGCAUUACCUGCGAUGCAGAAGUCAUCUCCGUCAAGAGAUUUAUGAGAAAGGUAGAUGGAAAGCUCACUCCGCUGGGGACCAAUGCAGUGACCUUUGCUGCGACAGCGCUGCCGCAGCACGCCUACAUACAGAUGUUCAGAUACCCGGUCCACAUAUACAUCCCUCCAUUACUACAGUGCUACAAAUGUCUGAAGUUUAAUCACUCUGCGAAAGUCUGCCGAGGUUCUCAAAUGUGUUCUUCAUGCUCCGGACAACACUCCUACAAAGAAUGCGACGUCGAAAAAAUUGUGUGCAUCAACUGUCAAGGUGGUCACUUAGCAUCUCUAGGGACUGUCCAGUGA
Parnassius apollo (apollo) is the source of this 459-nucleotide messenger RNA. The record is from the annotation of a GenBank genome assembly. Lineage: Eukaryota; Metazoa; Arthropoda; Insecta; Lepidoptera; Papilionidae.